CCGACAGAAACAAAUAUGGCAGCCUAAGUGUAGUUUUCUGUGGUGAACGAUAGCUUGGAAGCCCCGACAAUUCAAACAUCAGCAGCAGGUGUUGACGGCACCUUGAAGGGACAUUCUUUGCAAUGGCUGGCAAGAAAAAGAAAGGAAAGGGAAAGGGGAAGGGGAAGAAAGGCAAGAAGGGAGGGAAGUCAAAGGAGCCUCAGAUGACUGCUCAAGAAGCCAUUCUUGCUUAUCAAAUCAAUGUUGUGGAAAAGAAGUUAGAGGAUGUGUCCUAUGAAAUCAGAGGAUGGGAGGAGAAGAACAGAAGAAAUGUGGACAGGAAUGAGAAGCUGCUGGAAGAACAAGAACUGUUGCUGACACAUCUGUUGAAAACGAGCAGAGAGGUAGCCAAAGUCCUGGAGUCAGAGGAGGUCAAGACGAGAGAUGACGUGACAGAUGUCAUGAAAGACAAAUGGAAAAGACAGAGAGAAAGAGAAAAAGAGCUGGAAGAACUGAAGAGUCGGAUUGCGAUGAAGGAAGUAGAGAUAGAGAAGGUGACAAAGGACGUGUCAUGGUGGAAAUCGUUCAGGGACUCGGGCCAGCACAAGCAACAGAUGCAAAUCAAGCUGCUGGAGCAGGAGAUCAGAGACAUGGAGAGCAGUUUUGUGGACAUGGCAGCUCAUUUGACAAGGGACAAAGAUCAAGCUAUCGGAGAGAUCGAAAGGUACACAGAGGAUACGUUAUCCCAGCAGAAGGACAAGGCCUCAGAGAAAGCUAUGGCCCAGUUGGACAAGAAAGACAGGCAGGAGGUGCUUGACAAUGAUUGGUUGAAACGAGAGGUUGCAAUCCAUCGCGUUGAGACUGACAAAUGCAGGGGAUUUGUGGAGGAGUUGGAAAAGGAAAAUUUGGAACUGAUGAGCGAGCUGUUUGAAUGCUCUGUGGAGGACCUCAAGAUCUCCAGAAAGUUCUACCUGACUCAGUUUGAUGACUCGGAGAACCUGGACAGAACUGGUAUCCUAGAGAUGGACCUGUCCAAAAUCAAUGUGCCGUCAGAAGAAACAUUGGCAAAUAAGACUGCCAGGACAGAUUCAGUGCGCCCCAAGAGUGCAACACAGCAAGCGGUAGAAGACAAGGUGUUCUCCCUGAUGUCGUACAGGACAUCUCUGGAUGACACACAAGAGGAAUCAGAAGGAGAGGAAUCUGUCCAUGAUUCUCAAAGUGAUUACUACGAGAAUUACUUUUUUGAGGAGGAAGACUUUGAUGAUUAUUUGAAACUUGGUCCCUUGGAGCUGAAGCUGCUGAAUGUGACGGGGAGCCAGGUACCGAUCCACGAGGCCCCUAUGCCUUCCCAGGAGGAGAUCGAGGCGAAGAAGUGGAACCCGGAGGAGUGGCCAGUCACAUCCGACAUGCUCAAAGGCUGUCUGUCCAACAGAUGAAAUACACAACCUGAGAGUGUUUGACUGAGCAGUGCAAUGAAAAAGGACAAACAUUGAGAUAUUAGAUGUAAGACUAUGCAAUAUGAAAUAUUAGCGCUGGAAUUGUAAGAAGAACGAAGAUUUUAGUUGUGGCUAAAAGCGAGUCAAAGCAAUGAAGGACAUAGUUUUCCAUUCACAGAUAAGAGUAAUUGUUGGGAAGAUGAAAAAUAAGAGUGCCAGACAGCAGAAGGUCACCAAUCAACCACCUGCAUGAGAGUAACACUGUCAGCUGUGUGUGAAAACAUAGAUGAGAUUGUAAAAUUAAAUGAUCUCACCCUGACAGGAGUUGGAUAUCAAAAUGAUUGUUGUCAUGACUAUUUGCACUUUAAUUGUUGACUGUAGCUUUGCUCAUUUGUUUACAUGCAUGGUUCAGAGUCAUGACUUAUUUUAUUUGAAAAAGAGAUUAAAAUGCAAAACUAUGAAGUCUGGGAAAUAUUUUUGACAUAUUCCUCUGAAACUGUUUUUGCUAUGAUUUUUUUUCCUCUGACCAGGGUGAGGGUAGAGAAUGGGGCCGUGGAGUUUGUGUUGUAUGAGAGAAGCAUAGAGUGGAGAAGUGCUUACCAACCUGGGCAAUAUCGCGCACAAGUUUGCAUUUGGUAAUUUUGAUGGGUGGUGGCGAUUACCCUGGUAGUGACAGGUGUUAGUUAGAAAUACAUGUUCGUGGGCGAUACCAAAAAUUGUAACCUUUUAAAGGUGGCAAAAGUAGGCACUGGCUAUAAAAAAUUUGACGUGCACAGGAGUAGAGGGAUCGUAGCAUAGGCAAACCGGACUGCUAAUGUUCUCUAUAAUUACUCUCUGUUUUUUGUUUAUAAGAAAGAUUUCCUCUCAGGGCAGCUCACCUUGUACAGUUUUCCUGCUCUAUUUCUGUCAUGUAAAGUUGGUUUAUUUUGAAUUUAGAAAUUUCAGCAGCUUGGCUUUUGAAAUUUUUAGGUGAUUUUUUUUAGCCUGGUCUUGCUGAAUUUCUUUUUUGUCCUCACUUUUUAAAAUGGGAUACAACAUGUAGUGUUUAUAAACCACCAUCUGUUUUGUGCCUGCUUGAAGUCUUUUGAUUUAAUAUACCUCAAUAGGGAAAUGUGUGUGGCUGCAAUGGUUUUAUUGCAUUCACCACACUUUGGGAAUAGGAUUUGAUCCAACUUAACUGAUUGUAACAGUCAUUUAAAACUAGUUUUUAAUGCAGGAUGUUUCAAAAGUCACUGGUCUGUUUUCGUAUGUGUUUGUUUACAAAAGAAAACUGGCUACAUUGUUCUCAAAACAUCACAUCGGAGUUGUUGUAAACACUUCCUCGUUUUCAUUUCAUCUCUUUCACUGUGAGGGUUGAUGUGUGUUACUACGAAACUAAUAUAGAACAAUGCAGUGUGGUGACUUUUGAGACACUUUUGUGGUGAGCGCUCGCAUUCCUCUUGACUAUCGCGAGUUUAAGGACAUUUUUCUCUUCUGGGACAUUUGACUAGUUGGGCAUGGUGAAAAGAAUCUGGUGAAGUCCUGAUUAGAGAGUGGGUUUAUAACUGUACAGUUACAACUGUGACCCACCACACUGAAGUACGAGUGUGUGUUCUGUGCUUAAGGGGAACUGAUUUGUGAAGAGUAAUUAAAAAACAUAACUGCUGUAGUUGCUUUCUUGUCUUAUCUGCACACACCUUGUAUGUCCAUGGCCUCACAAAUGAAAAUAGCUCACUCUUGGCGGCUGAUGACAACUCUAACCUAUGUUGCCCCCUCUGCUAACCUAUGUAACUCCCUGGUCUGCUCAGAACUGUGAAUAUAAUCUGUGAUAAUUAUUUCCAUGCCAAAACAAUAUCCUGAGCCAAACAUUAUUCAUGAUGUCAAGAGGCAAAAACAUAUGUACAUUAGGCUUAAAGGCUUCACCUUUUUUUAUUUGUUUACUUUAAGAGACGUAUUGAAGGAAGUUUUUUCAAAAAUUCAUUUGACAGAGGAAGCUGGGGUAAGAUAUUGAGGAACUUACUGUGGCAUAUCUCAUCUAAACUUUUUGCUGAUACUUUAGAAGAAAGUGUUUUGGGGAAUAAUUGUAGUCGAUGUUGAUUUGUUUAUACUGAACACAUAUUUUGAAGAGGGGAGGGGGAGGGGGGGUGUUAGAUAUAUUGGUGGUAUGAUACCAUCUAUAAAAAAAAGGACACAGUAUUAAAGAAAAGAACCAGUUUAGAUUGAGAGUUGUACUGGUGUGAAGCUUGAUGAAUGAGGGAGGGGGGUAUCUGUGAUGUACAUGUAAAUGUAUUGUUGUGAUAUUUGUUUUUUUGUGAGAUUUGUUGUAAAUAAAAUUCAAUACCAAGUGAA
This is a messenger RNA of Aplysia californica (California sea hare), 3743 nucleotides long. Its product is annotated as coiled-coil domain-containing protein 83. Bases 123 to 1415 code for a protein of 430 amino acids. NCBI's taxonomy places the organism in Eukaryota, Metazoa, Mollusca, Gastropoda, Aplysiida, Aplysiidae. The record is from RefSeq and is a predicted model, not a curated record. The transcript is spliced from 12 exons.